UUAAACUAAGCCAUUAGAUGGCCACCUUCAGUCUCUGAAGGCUGUUAUGCCAUAAUGUGGACUCCGAUAUGGCUGUGUAUGUUUUCCGUGAUUGAAUUGUGUUUUUACGGGUCCUACGCUCAAAAUGGGUCUGUGUGUAAACCUGGAGACGGCAAUUGUACGGCGAAAGAUAGCCUCAACCGUGGCGUAUUGUCCUCCGGCUGCGUGGCGCACUACUUCCGUAUAUACGUGACGCGUAGAAUACCUCCUCGUAACUACCUCUACUUCCACGAGGUUCUUCAGGGAGUGGAAGAUUUGAGGAACUUUAACCCACUUACACCGCCUAAAUUCAGGAUCGUGGGAGGAAAAUCUAUUGACAUAAAGGAUGCUCCAUACCAAGUGCUGUAUGGGGAAUACUGUGGUGGAACCCUGAUUGCACCGGAGUGGGUUCUCACGGCAGCUCAUUGUAGAGAAAAAGAAACCUUCGUCCUAGUCGGAUCCACUUUCCGAAGCCUAGCCGUGCGCUACAACAUCUGCGCUCACUUCACACACCCGCUCUGGACCAUGAACAGUAAACUGCAUCCUCAUGAUUGGGACUUCCAGUUGGUGCUGUUAGAGAAGCCUGUGCCUACUACGCCUAUGUCAAGACCUAUUGCUAUAGGGAGGUUGACUGAUGUGGUGCCUGGUGCCUUGGUGGCCGUCAGCGGGUGGGGACAUACACAGUAUAAGAAAAGCGCAAUGCAAGACCAUUUACGUCGUGUCUACGUACCGGUUAUACCUGACGAGAUCUGCAAGAUACUGCCAAAUGUGAAUUAUCACAACAUUACGGAGCGUAUGUUCUGUGCAGGCUUCCUGAAUGGCACUAAGGACUCAUGUCAAGGUGAUUCGGGUGGACCAGUCAUAUACAACGGAAAACUGAUAGGCCUGGUCUCAUUCGGAGUGGGCUGCGCGUUACCAGACCAGCCCGGAGUUUACAGCCGAAUACCGUACGUCAGAGAUUGGAUCCGUGAGAUCACGGGCCUACCGCUCUAAUUUACCGGUAUCGAUACCAGAAUAGUAAAUACCGGUAUUAUUUCUGGUAUCAUCUAA
Messenger RNA from Cydia amplana, 1068 nucleotides. Its product is annotated as trypsin-7-like. Lineage: Eukaryota; Metazoa; Arthropoda; Insecta; Lepidoptera; Tortricidae. The coding region runs from base 55 to 1011 and encodes 318 amino acids. Gene Ontology annotation, molecular function: serine-type endopeptidase activity. The record is from RefSeq and is a predicted model, not a curated record. Gene Ontology annotation, biological process: proteolysis. The transcript is spliced from 8 exons.